UAUCCUCCUCACGCCCGCCGCAGUUCCCGGGUUUCUCGCCGCUUUCCUGCUCCCCCUCCGUCGGUUCCCGCCUCGUCCGCUCGCUCCGGUGCCGGUUCGGAGCCGCCAUGGUUCGGGUGGAUUUCUACGCGCUGUGGUCGGUGCUGGAGGCUCCUCGGCAGCUCAUCAGUAAGGGUGGUCGGAUGAGUUUCCAGCUGCCGUUGCCGCUUCCUCUGCCUCCACAUCUGCUGCUCUUUAGUAUGGGGGACUGGGGUUCGUACUCCUCGGAUUCGUGUGUUUCUGCUCAGCUGGUCGCGGGUUCGGCGCAGCCUCAGCACAUAGGGACUCUGUCUGCUGACUGCAGGUCACUGGUCUGGGACGGUGAGUGGAGUCUGGACAUCGUAAUGGAGUGCCUCAAAUUAGCAGCACAAGGAACGCCCGCCAAACUGUGCCUGACCGUGUCCGGGAAGGUGAUGAGAGGCUCCGGCUUCAGCAGCAGCACCCCUGCCAGGAGGAGGCUCAGCGCAGGACCCCCCAGUAGCCCGCUCUUAUCGGAGAGCACAAUUGCCCAGGUGAGACUGCUGGGGGUCACAGUGGAGGAGAAGGGUGGCAGUGCGGAGGACGCCCAGCUGGCUGCUUGUGCCAACCUGAAAGAUUCUCCCCCGCUGAAGAGAGCAGCUCUGAAACUGCCCCUCGUCAACAAGGAUGGGUCAGGCGGGCAGGAACCGGGCAGGAGGGCAAAUGCUGUGUCUAGGAAUCCCAGAAGACUCAGUUUUGGCAGCAGAGGAUCUGAGGAUGGGACUGCGGGCGCAGUUUGUCCUUCGGCUCGUUGGGGCCACAGCACCUGCCUCUGUGAUCCCGAAACAGCCAUUCUGAUUGGUGGGGAAGGAGCCAAUGAAAAGUCCAGUCCGGACUCGCUGUGGAAGCUGGAACUAGACAGUGACUUCUGGUUCCAGAUGGACAGCUUGUGCACUGGCUCUGCUCCCCGGUGCUCCAGGGGCCACACUGCGACUUUUGACCCUGAGACCAAGAAAGUGUUUGUGUAUGGAGGGCAGUGGGAGCGGCGCUGGCUGAGUAACGUCUAUGUGCUGGACACCCUGGACUGGAAGUGGACCCUGCUCACCGCGGUGGGGAAGGUGCCCACCUUGUCCUAUCACACAGCCGUCAUGUACCAGCGCGAGCUCUAUGUGUUCGGGGGUCUGUGCCCUCAGGUGGCAGCAGAUUCUGGAGUCUGCACCAACGCCCUUUAUAUCUUCAACUCCGAGUACAAGAUCUGGUAUCAGCCCAUCGUGGAGGGGGAGAGGCCGCUGCCAAGAUACGGUCACAGUGCCACCCUCCUUGGUAAUCGGCUCGUUCUGUUUGGAGGCCGGCAUUCUCCGUCUUCAGUCUAUCUCAAUGACGUUCACAUCCUGGACUUGGGUUACAUGGAGUACAGAGCGGUGUCCUGUCCGUCCUUGUCUGAGAGGCCCUCCCCCCGCUGGUGAGACUGCGCCCCCUCCUGUCCGGUCACCGCCCCUUGCACACUGAUGCCCCUCCCCUCACUCGUUAUAAUCGCUGUAUAAUGUGUCUUCUGGAAGCUUCCAUGCGGCCAUGCAGGUGACGGAGCACAAAGUCCUCAUCCACGGAGGGUGUUCUGCGAGCGGCUCCUUGACGGACGCCUUCAUCUUUAAUCUGGGUAAGAGCCAGGAGCAUGAUGGGAGUUACAGUAUAUCAUGGAGGAUGCUUGGGGGGGGGGGGGAGGGAUUUACGGACCACCCUGUCAUCCUCGGGGAACGCUCAGUGGAACGGCGGAGGACGAGAACGCUCUGGACACAGGUCUGACACAUUGUGGGGUUCCACACUAAUGAUUGCUUUAUUUUGCAGACACUUCGUCCUGGACCCCCAUCAGGUUUGGGGGGAGGGCGCAUCUGCCCCGCGCUGGCCACACCAUGAUCAACCUAACUGCCUCCUCCCUGACGGAUUCUGACAAAGAGAGGCGCAAGGGGCGGAGCCUGUGCAGGGUCCGCAUCAUGGGGGGAUCUGAUGGAUCUGGAACAUUCUACAGCGACAGCCCCAAGUUUCAGCUGGACCUGAGCUCCCACGACGCAGCGAGCGCCCGUUGCAGGGUGAUCACAUGAUUAGAAUGGCUUCCUCCCGGUGACGCGGCCGCUGCUCUGUGCAGACUACGCUCGGAGCUCCGGUGGGGUGUCUGGCUGCCGGCAGGGGUGACUGACUUGGAACGCCUCCAGCUGGAGCAGAGCCUGGUUAAUCCUGGAGAGCGUGGGGUAUGGGGUCAUGUCCACCCCGAACCUAGAAAGAGAUGGGUGAGGAGGGAAAACUGGGGGGCACUUAGAAUCCUGCAGACUGUCUGCCACAGAGGAUGGCGUUUACCUGGUCUCAAUAUCAAUACCGCGCUAUGACUGGUUGGGGGGCUCUCACCCCGUCUAGUUAUCGAUACCGUGCUAUGACUGGUUGGGGGGCUCUCACCCCGUCUAGUUAUCGAUACCGCGCUAUGACUGGUUGGGGGGCUCUCACCCCGUCUAGUUAUCGAUACCGCUCUAUGAAUGGUUGGGGGGCUGUCAUCCCGUCUAGUUAUCGAUACUGCGCUAAUUGGUUGGGGGGCUCUCACCCCGUCUAGUUAUCAAUACCGCGUUAUGACUGGUUGGGGGGCUCUCACCCAGUCUAGUUAUCAAUACCGUGCUGAUUGGUUGGGGGGCUCUCACCCCGUCUAGUUAUCGAUACCGUGCUGAUUGGUUGGGGGGCUCUGCAUACACAUAAAUGCCCUGCGGCCGGGCCUUCCACUGGUGAGGCGCUCCCUUCCUGUAGUCAGUGCUGACACUUUAUAUCUGCCACAUAAGGGCUCUUUCACACCUGCGUUCUUGUCUUCCGGCACAGAGUUCCGUCGUCGGGGCUCUAUGCCGGAAGAAUCCUGAUCAGGAUUAUCCUAAUGCAUUCUUAAUGGAGUGAAAUC
Molecule: messenger RNA, 2929 nt
Organism: Bufo gargarizans (Asiatic toad)
Lineage: Eukaryota; Metazoa; Chordata; Amphibia; Anura; Bufonidae
Exons: 10
Coding region: 108-1463 (451 amino acids)
Molecular function (GO): protein binding
Source: RefSeq, a predicted model, not a curated record